AUGACAGGGUUUGGCUCUUCAUGUGGAGCAUGCAAGUUCCUACGGAGAAAGUGCACAAGAGAUUGUGUAUUUGCUCCUUACUUCUCAUAUGAUCAAGCUGCAACCUCCUUUGCAGCAGUGCACAAGGUUUUUGGUGCUAGUAAUGUCUCCAGGCUCUUGUUACACCUUCCAAUGCAGAAUAGAAGUGAUGCUGCCAUCACCAUAUCUUUUGAAGCAUUGGCUCGUAUGCAGGAUCCUAUAUAUGGUUGUGUUGCUCAUAUCUAUGCAUUGCAGCAACAGGUUGCUAGCUUGCAAGAGGAGAUAGGUAUUCUAGGAAAUCUAAUGGAGAACACCACAGUUGGUGUUGAUAAUUGUUCAAGUGGACUGGUGAACCCAAACAACGGGUUAGAAUAUGUUUUGACACAAAAUGAUUACCAUACCUUGGACAGAGAGAUGAAUAGAGAGUUUCCUAAUGCAAAUGAGUUGGAAGACCAUUUAGAUCCCAACUCAGCAGAGAAGUUUUUGUCUGGAAUUGACCAGGAGUUCUUCCUGAAUCAUCCAUGGUUCAAGCAUAGUAAUGGCAUAAUAAGUUAG
Messenger RNA from Abrus precatorius (Indian licorice), 573 nucleotides. Its product is annotated as LOB domain-containing protein 33-like. Gene Ontology annotation, biological process: hormone-mediated signaling pathway; positive regulation of DNA-templated transcription. The record is from RefSeq and is a predicted model, not a curated record. Gene Ontology annotation, cellular component: nucleus. The coding region runs from base 1 to 573 and encodes 190 amino acids. NCBI's taxonomy places the organism in Eukaryota, Viridiplantae, Streptophyta, Magnoliopsida, Fabales, Fabaceae. The transcript is spliced from 3 exons.